CGAAGCUGCCCUGGAAUGUUUGGUGUUGAUCCAAAAGCAAGUCUGCUGGCGAGGGCGGCCGCCCGCUUGCGUCAGCCCGACUGGGACGGGAUAAAAAGCCCUCGCUUCAGCCACUCAACAGAUACAAACUUCUCGAGAGAGAGAGAGAGAGAGACGGAGAAAAAGACUGAAGACUCAGCAGAUCGACUCGAUCGCAACUGCUUUGCAAGAGGAAGGAAACUCCAGUGCAACAUGUUUGCUGGACUGAAGAACGUUAACUUUGUACCAUUCCUGCUAAUGGCACUGCCUUGUUUGGCCUCCGCCAAUGAAUGCCAGACUCCCUGUAGGUGCCCCGGGAAUCCCCCAGUCUGCCCUGCCGGGGUCUCGCUGGUUACCGACGAUUGCGGCUGCUGCAAGGUCUGCGCCAAGCAAGUGGGCGAGGUCUGCUCCCAACGCCAGCCCUGCGACCACCACAAGGGCCUCUUCUGCUCCAGGGAGCACGGAUUCAACCCCUCCGCCAGCUCUGGAGUUUGUACCGCUAAGGAAGGAGCUCCUUGCAUGAUGGACGGCGCCGUCUACAAGAGCGGUGAAACUUUCCAGAAUGGCUGCAAGUUCCAAUGCACCUGCAUGGACGGUUCCCUCGGCUGCGUCCCUAUCUGCACUCCGAGCAUUCGUCUGGCCACCCCCGACUGCCCCGUGCCCAGGUUGGUUAAAGUACCCGGCAAGUGCUGUGAGAAAUGGGUCUGCGAACAGUCGCGUCGUGACGCUAUCUUUGGAUCCGCACUGGCAGCCUAUAGGGAAGAAGCGACCUAUGGCCCAGACCCCUCCAUGUUCCGUGCCAACUGUCUUGUACAGACUACUGAGUGGAGUGCCUGUUCCAAGACCUGUGGGAUGGGCAUCUCAACCCGGGUAACCAACGACAACAGCGAAUGCAGACUGGAGAAGCAGUCCAGGCUUUGCACUGUCAGGCCUUGCGAAAUGAAUAUGAAAGAGACGAUAAAGAGAGGUAAGCGGUGUAUCCGCACACCAAAGGUCUACAGACCCACCAAGUUUGAAUUCUCUGGCUGUACCAGCGUGAAGUCCUACAGAACCAAAUUCUGCGGCGUCUGUACGGACGGCCGAUGCUGCACUCCUCACAGAACCGCCACCCUGCCCGUUGAGUUCAAAUGUCCCAACGGAGAACUCAUGAAGAAAAAGAUGAUGUUCAUCAAGACCUGUGCCUGUCACUACAACUGCCCCAUGGACAAUGAUAUCUUCCAGUCCUUGUAUUACAGGAAAAUGAUUGGCGAUAUGGCCUAAACUAUGCUGUUGACCAGAGACCACGUAACUGGAAAGAUUAACCCUCUCAGCUGCAGAGGUCACUGCAUUAAACAAAGGAAAACACUGACAUGUUGACAACAUGUCACAGCACUCAGCCUAUAUUUUGAAAAUGCGUUGCUUGUACACUGUUAGCUGUAAUAUUGUAAAUAAUGUACAUAUGUGUACAGUUGUCUUAAGUUAAUUUAAAUGUGCAUUGUGUUUGUUAGCCUUGCAAAAUGGAUAUUGAGAGACGGUAAAGGUGGAAGAAACCUUUCAUGAUCAACAGAUUUAAAGUCAAAAAAAUUUAUUUUGAAUUAUCUUUGACUAUUAGUUAUAGAUCUGACAAGAUGACUGUUUGAUUAUUUUUGUUUUUGAACAGUUGUUGUAAUGUUUGAGAAGUGUAAUCAAAAUUUCAAUGUCUGCACUUUUCUAGUUCAGAAUAAAAUAUAUUUUUGAUAUAAA
Molecule: messenger RNA, 1740 nt
Organism: Hypanus sabinus (Atlantic stingray)
Lineage: Eukaryota; Metazoa; Chordata; Chondrichthyes; Myliobatiformes; Dasyatidae
Product: CCN family member 2-like
Exons: 5
Coding region: 16-1278 (420 amino acids)
Biological process (GO): signal transduction; cell adhesion
Cellular component (GO): extracellular matrix; extracellular region
Molecular function (GO): integrin binding; heparin binding
Source: RefSeq, a predicted model, not a curated record